CGAUGUCUGGAUGCAUUCGAUCAAGACAGUGCCCGUGUGAUCAACGCUGCUCUGGAAGGUUCUAUCCCCGAUCAUGUGUUAAAUCCUGACCCAUCACAGAGCUUUAACGGCGGAUUUCGGGAAGAAUUGGACGCCAUGCGUGCAGCUGAACAGUUGAAGAUUCCCAAACUGAAAACAGACCAGGUCUGGCAAGGAAAACGAGACGAUGUGAAUGCGAUCCCGGAACUGGGAAAACGUUUGAAACAGGUGACCAUUCGUUCGGCUGUCAGUAUUUGGGAAGAUGUGGAUGAUGAGGACCGCGCGAUUUGUAGCCAUCCGGAGGAUUUGGUCAACACACGACCGAUGAACACGAUGGAUGCUUACGAAGAUGAAUACGAUGACACAUAUGAAGUUCACGAAGGAGCCGUCGAUGAUGUGGGCUCAUCUGCCGAAUCUGAUACCGCUCGGCUUUCCGAUCACGAAUCUGAUCCCAUCCAAGCACAACAAAAAUGGAACAAAUAUCAGAAUAAAGCGGAAUCACAUACUCAAGGGCGUCCCGAUUCCGCUCGAAAUACCGUUUUACGAAUCGAGAAUCCCGAGGUUGUCCGCGAGCGCCAACAAACUCAACGUGCUUUUCGUCGCGGUCGUUUCAAUCCCCACCCGAUGCAAUCCGGUCCAUCGAACUCGCACGCUCCCGCCCCUCGUCCCGACCAACUGUCCUCAAGAGCGUCUACAGCGAAUCCCGAACCUAUUUCUCAACCGGACAGGGAAACCGAUAGCACAUCGAAACAGCCGGGCAACUCACAUUCAGUGGCUGCUGAUCGUGCCUAUAAAAGCUCGCAUAAGGCCCGCUUCGCGAAUCAUAAUCGCCGGCGUCUAGCCGACAAGAAACGUCAGUUCUGA
Echinostoma caproni is the source of this 882-nucleotide messenger RNA. The record is from the annotation of a GenBank genome assembly. NCBI's taxonomy places the organism in Eukaryota, Metazoa, Platyhelminthes, Trematoda, Plagiorchiida, Echinostomatidae.